Messenger RNA from Aspergillus oryzae RIB40, 768 nucleotides. Its product is annotated as SDR family NAD(P)-dependent oxidoreductase. The transcript has a single exon. Gene Ontology annotation, molecular function: oxidoreductase activity. The coding region runs from base 1 to 768 and encodes 255 amino acids. Lineage: Eukaryota; Fungi; Ascomycota; Eurotiomycetes; Eurotiales; Aspergillaceae. The record is from RefSeq and is a predicted model, not a curated record.
AUGCACACCGGCCGAGCUUACAUAGUGACCGGGGGUUCAUCAGGAAUGGGCCAGGCUGUCGUGAAAAAGCUCCUCAGUCUAUCGGCCACAGUGCACACGAUCGACAAAGCCGGACAGAUGCCAAUCGUCUCCCUACCCGACUCUGACCGACUUCACUUCCACCCCAACAUCGACAUCAGCUCACAUGAGAAAGUAACUCAGACGUUUGAAUCAAUCAUACAACAAUCCCCGGUGAUCAGCGGCCUCGUCAACUGCGCGGGCAUUAUACUCCCGUCCAACAUCCUCGAGCCAGUCGAGAACUUCAACAAAGUGAUGGCAGUUAACGUCGGCGGAACAUGGAAUAUGGGGACGACGUACCUACGCUAUGUGUUGGAACGGCACGCAGAUACCAUGCGCGAUAAAAAGGAAGGCUCAGUUCCGGAAGGAAUCGGGAGUAUGGUAAAUAUCGGAUCCACUGCGUCUCUGUUUGGAAGUCCGGGCAUUGCGUCCUACUGUGCAAGCAAGCAUGCUGUUCUUGGGCUUACUCGCACAUGGGCAAAGGACUUUGGGGAUAAAGGGGUCAGGGUAAAUUGUGUUGCGCCUGGGGCCACGGAUACCCCCUUGCUUGGGGGUGUGCCGCCAGCUUUUGUCGAUUAUUAUGUUAAGAAUGUGCCGCUGAGGAGACUUGCCAGACCGGAGGAGUUAGCCAAUACGGUUGCUUUCUUGCUCAGUGAUGAUGCUUCGUACAUUAAUGGGCAGGUUAUUCCUGUGGAGGGUGGAUUUCAUUAG